AUGGCAAAAGUAAAGACUGCAAAAAAAGCAACUGCAAUCUCACCUUACAAUAAGUUUAUGAAAACCGAACUCCCCAAAGUAAAAGCCGAUAAUCCUAAUAUUUCUCACAGGGAAGCUUUUAAGGUUGCUGCUCAAAGAUGGAAAGACGCGCCUGAAAAUCCAAAGAACAAAGAAGAAGAAGAGUAA
This is a messenger RNA of Funneliformis geosporum, 186 nucleotides long. NCBI's taxonomy places the organism in Eukaryota, Fungi, Glomeromycota, Glomeromycetes, Glomerales, Glomeraceae. The record is from the annotation of a GenBank genome assembly.